CUACAGAAAACAAUUCCAUAGGCUGAGGUUUGACAACACAUCAGAUUAAUGUAACGGUAGUUAAGAAGCUUGUUGUUACUGUAAAGAGUGUUAUAGAAACACGUACAAAUAGGUUAAUAAUCGCCGGAGAAACUGACUUCAAAGAACGCUUCUCUCGUCGGCAGUCUGCCAAAACGACUCCUCAGAAACCCAAUGUACCGACCUGACGCCAAACCAGGCAUCUGACAGCUGCUAACCUGAUGACGCUUCCCUACUGAAGUAAAGCGCCGACAUGACGAGCGUGGGCCGCCUGCCGAGGGGCCCGUGGCGCGGGGGCGGGCGGACGGCGGCGUGGCUGUGCGGCGCGCUGGUGGUGGGCGCGCUCACCUACAUGUGGCACGGCGCGCACGUGCACCUCGGAGAGCUGCGCGAGGCCGCCAGCAAGUGCAUGCAGCACCAGGAGGUGCUCGCCGCACAGAUGGAAGUGGUUGUGGAGUACAAGCUGAGGCUGGAGAAGUCGCUGCAGCAGGAGAAGAACGACCACCGGCACACGCGCGAGUCGCUGCAGGCGCGCGCCGAGGAGGAGCAGUCGCUGCGCGAGCGGCAGUCGCUCGAGGCGAGCAACCGCUAUAGCUCGCUGCAGCAGCAGUACAAGAUCCUGCAGGGCCAGCACGGAGACCUGGAGGAGGAGACGCAGAAGCUGCGUACUGAGCGGCUGGAGUGGCUGGAACGCAAGAGCGGCCUGGAGGCGUCGGUGAGCGCGCUGCAGCAGCAGCUGACGCAGCUGCGGGCAUCCAAGGCGGCCGAGCUCCAGGAUCUGAAGACGCAGUUCUCGCGCCUGGAGCAGGAGCACGAGAGUCUGACCAAGCGGCACGGCGAGGCGCUGGCGGAGGUGCGCUCGGGCGCCGCGCGGCUCAAGGAGAAGCAGCGUGACGUCGACCGCCUCUCCCAGGACAGGGAGCUGCUGCAGGAGCGUCUGGCUCAGUGCGAGCACCGGCGGGAGGCGGGCGAGGGUGUGGGCCCCGCCCCCCGAGCCGCCCCACGAGCCGCCCCCUCGGAGCGGGGCGCGCCGCAGCGCCAGCUGUCGACCCGGUCCACGGCGAGCGCGCGCGGCGGCCCGGACCGGCAGGCACCUGGCGGUGGCGUGGGCGCCAAGCCGCCCCCGGCGCCGUCUCCGUCUGCCGCCGUUCCGGUUGUCGCUGCUGCAGAUAAGCAGUCGAAGCCGUCGACGCCCCAGAUCAAUCCGAUGGCAGUGCUGAGCCGGGAGAGGGUGGCACAGCCGGCGGCCGCGGCUCCUCCCCCACUGCAGCACGAGGGCGAGGGGGAGGCGGAGCCGGACGACGGAGAGCGGGAGCACGCGCCGGCUGCUGACACCCGGCCGCGACACGAAGAGGAGCCGGCAGCGGGCGAGGACGAGAACGACGAGGGUGGCGGGGUGGGCGUGCACCCCCUGGCGGCGGCCGGCUACCCCUGGCGGCCGCCCUUCGUGCUGGGCCCGGGCCCGCAGCCCAGGAGACCGCAGGCACAGCCGCAGGCGCAGGUGCAGCCGGCCCCACGCGGCCUGCGGCCCCGAGAUGGGAGGCGUGAGGAAGCGGAGGAGGAGCCACUGCAGCAGCAGCAGCAGGAGGAGGAGGACGAGGACGCCGGGGGCGGCGGGGGCGGUGACUACCUGCAGGAGCCGGCGCGCGGGGGCCGCGGCCCGCCCCCGGGCGGGAACGUCGACGCCGCCGUGGACGGGCCGCGGGACGACCCCGCCGCCCUGGAGGAGGGGGAGGAGGAAGAAGAUGACGACAUGGACCACAUCGACUACAACGAGGGUGCCCAGCAGCGACAGGGCGCGAGGGGUGGCGCGGGGCGAGCGGGCGCGCAGCCCGCGGGGGCGGCCGUCGCCGGCGUGCGCGAGCCGCCGCUGCCCGUGGGACCCCGCGACUCCGUCAUGGUCAACCCGAAGAAGUAG
Molecule: messenger RNA, 1936 nt
Organism: Schistocerca nitens (vagrant locust)
Lineage: Eukaryota; Metazoa; Arthropoda; Insecta; Orthoptera; Acrididae
Product: Golgi integral membrane protein 4-like
Exons: 11
Coding region: 272-1936 (554 amino acids)
Cellular component (GO): Golgi apparatus; Golgi membrane
Source: RefSeq, a predicted model, not a curated record